Brassicogethes aeneus is the source of this 2618-nucleotide messenger RNA. Lineage: Eukaryota; Metazoa; Arthropoda; Insecta; Coleoptera; Nitidulidae. The record is from the annotation of a GenBank genome assembly.
GUUGAAUAGAAUUCACAUCAAUAAAUUGUAAUAAACGCAUGAAAACUCUAUAAAAGUUAAAACUUUAAAAUAUAUUUUCUUAAUAUGGCAACGUCGCAUACUGUCACGUGAUUUUAUUUUGUUAUUUCCAUGGUAACACAUCCGUCAAGGCGGUUUAAAUCUCCCGCUCCUGUAAUUUGCUCUUAAAUUGUUUAAUUUUGUCAGUUUCGUGUCAUUUUUUUGACAAAAUGUCGAUUAUAGAGGGCAAAGUGGCGUAUAUAUUUAGUGGAGAGUUAGUGCGACAGUGUAAUAGGCUGCCAACGAUGAAAAAUAGGGCCUCCAUUGUUCAAGAUUUGAUUACAUCUUAUAAAUUGUUGUACAACGAUAACAUGGCCGUGGUUUUAAGUGAAAAAGCGACCGAAGAGGAGUUAAAAUUGUUUCAUUCGACGAGUUUUGUGGAAUUUAUGAAGAAAAUAAACGAUCUCGAGGAUUUCGAAGAUUUCGACGAGGAACAAGUUGAAUUCGGUUUGGGAUACGAUUGUCCGAUUUUAGAGAACAUGUUCGAUUUCGCGAGAGUCGUAGCAGGCGGUUCUUUGACGGCAGCCAAACUAUUGGCUGCUAAAAAAUGCAGAACCGCCAUUAACUGGUUUGGAGGGUGGCAUCAUGCACAAAGGGAUUCUGCAGAAGGCUUUUGCUAUGUUAACGAUAUUGUUAUAGCAAUACAAAAAUUGAGCGAAGUUUUUGACAAAAUUCUCUAUGUGGACCUUGAUGUGCAUCAUGGUAAUGGCGUGCAAAACGCGUUUGAAAUGAGUAAAAAAAUACUUACGCUGUCAUUUCAUAAAUUAAUACCCGGUUUUUACCCGGGUACAGGUAAUUUAGACGAUAUUGGCAGUAAUAAGGGGAAAUAUUAUUCGAUAAACGUGCCUUACUUGAGCGGGAUUAGUCACAACACUUACCUUAUAUUGUUUGACGAAAUUUUUGCGAAAAUCGUGAAAAAAUUUAAACCGCAAUGUUUGGUUAUACAGUGUGGAGCAGAUACUUUACGCGGUGACCCCAUAGGGGAAGGCAAUUUAACGUUAAAAACCAUGGGGGAAUGUGUUAAAAAAAUUAUGGAUUGCAAGUUGCCCACACUGUAUCUAGGAGGAGGAGGCUAUAAUUUUCCAAAUACAGCCAGAUUAUGGGCUUACUUAACGUCACUAAUUUUGAAAUGUGACCUUGAUGAUGACAUUCCAGAUUCAUGUGACUAUUUUACGCAGUUUGUGCCCACAUAUGAACUGCAUAUAGAUCCUUCAUUACAGAAGGAUGAAAAUAAGAAUAAUUAUGUGGAACAUGUUAUAAAAACCGUUGAGAGUUAUUGUGAGUUUAUAUGUUAAUUACAUAAUUAUGUUGAUUAUAAUUGAAUUGAAAUCAUGUUUAAUUGUUGAUAAUUUUUAUUAAUUUAUAUAAAAAUACAAAUUUAAAUGUUAUUUUAUUUUAUAAUUUUGAAUUACACCCUCUCCUCUACCUAGGUUUACUUUAUAUUCGCUUAUACAAGUAUCAUUCAAUGAUUUGAUCCUAUUUUUACAAUUAUUAUCAUAACAAAAACUCAGCGCUUCAUUGAACUUAAAAAAUAAAUUAUUGUCACCUCCGUUUGGCCCUACCAUUAUAUCACAACUUAGUUUUUUCUUUACGUCCCUUAUGCAACAUUCCAAAAACUCGGGAUUAACGGUAAAAUAUUUACUCAAGUCGUAAUGACGAAUUUUUAACGAAUUGGCGACAAUUCCAGUGACAAAAAGAUCAUCGAUCCAAAAAUAUUUAUAAUAGUUUGACAACAAGACCAAAUGUUGUCCAGUUUUUAUAUUUGUUAUAUAAAACCACCCAGAAAUAAAUGCAGGAUAAUUAUUGUACUUAUAUUCCUCCUCAGUGACAUACCAUUUAUUAGCCUUAAGCCUUAUGGGCUUCAUACCCUUAAAAAUAUACCCAGCCAAUAAUUUUUGUGGAAAUUUUGUAUUUUUAAGAAUAUCCACGACGGCCCUAAGAUUUACAACAAUAUCAUCAUCCAUUUUAAUUAAAAAUUGAGCCUUACAAUGAUCUGUAGCCCAUUUUAAACCCAUUAAAUGCUUAUAAGUUAAAUUACGAUAAGCCUCUAUAAAGUUACCCUGUAUUAUGUCGUUAAAACGCCUAUUUUCAUUCACAAUUGAUUCUUGUUUGGUGUAUUUAUCACUGGGGGCUUCGCCAAGUAGAAAAACUCGCUUUAAUCCCAUGUGGGCUAACGUUUUCUCCGAAAAAGCCCUACGUAUGGCACUACGUAACUCCACGUGUCCAAAAUACGAUGUGAUCACAAUAAUCGCCAAGAAACUUUCGUUUUGUGCACAUGUUGAACUGUUUUGUAUGUAUUUUAGGUCCAAGUUAAAUAUUUUGUUGCUUUUCGCCAAAUUUGUGGUGUUGAACAAUGGUUCUUCGUAAUUUUCUACAUCGUCACUCGAUUUGUUGCUAUUCACGUGGUAUAAAAUUAUUAGUAACGUUGCCAAAGUUGUUAUUGUUAACGUGUGCUUCAAUUUCAUAACUAAGAACACCCAUAUUUGGGUUUUUAUUGGAAUUAAUUGGAUAACUUAACCUCAAAUAACAUCGACUAGUGGGACGUGGAGUUAGGCAACCCC